GUCUAAAAAUAACCCGUGUCAACUAGAGAGGGAGAGAAGAGAGAGGCGAUAUAUACACACACAACUAGCACACGUUGUGACAGUGUCGAUUUCAUGUGUGUUUCUGUUUGAGCAGGAAGUGGGAUGAAACAUGUUAAUACCAUGAUGUGAAUUUCUAGCUGGUGAUGGAAGUAUCUGAGAAGAAAACACAACCGGCUUCGACUUUGGAACACACGAUGUAGACAGACACGGUCCGUUUUUUUAUAGCACUGGACAAAGUCAUCAUGGCAGCAAAGUCACCUGAGAUGGUGUUAAACAAAAUCUAUCUGGACCUCUUGUGCGAUUCCAUGAAGAGGCUGUGGACCACGGGUGACCAUUCUGACGUCACAAUCGAAGUGGGCGAGAAAACCUUCAAUUGUCAUAAAAGCAUCCUAGCAGCAAUGUCGCCAUACUUUGACGCCAUGUUUAGCUCGGGCAUGCGCGAAAGCAUUAGUGGUCAAGUGACGUUUCCGGAAAUGGACCCUGAUCUGUUUGAAAUCGUUUUGAGUUUUAUGUACACCGGUAAAGCGGAGGAAGUGAUGACGACUGACAACGCCGUGGAGCUGCUACACAUCGCGGCGGUGUUGCAAAUCAAAGCUUUGCAGGGAAUCAUUGAAGAGUUCCUCCACCCGCAUCUUACCAACGAAAAUUGUCUGAAGGUCUGGCGAUUGUCCGUCUUGCACGAUUGUCACACACUGACGGAGAAAUCCGUUCAACUGAUUGCCCGGAACUUUAAGGAAAUCAUCACAAAUGAGGAAUUCUGGGAGUUGGACGGCCGUGAGGUGGCGUCCAUUAUUAAGGAGGAUACGCUAGACAUCGACAGCGAGGAUCAGCUCUGUGAUCUCGUCAUCAAGUGGAUCGAACGAGAUGUCGAGAAACGGAAGGAGAGCUGCGGGAUCUUGUUCGAACAAAUUCGGCUUGCCUUUCUGACGCCGGAAUACUUGGUGAAUCUAGAAGAAAAACACGAGUUUCUAAAAGAAGACCUCGCGUGUAUGAAAUUCAUCAACGAGGCAAAGUCUUUCAAACUCUUACCCGCGCGGCAGCAGGAGGCACAAGGGAAGCAAACGUGUCUACGCUUGACGGCCAGUCAGGAGGAAGUGCUAGUGCUACUUGGUGGGUGUGAAUCGACCACGCCCCCCUAUGUUCGUUCAUUAGGAGUGAUAUGUUACAGUUUUUACAGAAAAGAGUGGUUCUCCAUCGCCGCUCUGCCGUAUGAUCCCGGCAUCGAGUUCGCCUCCUGCACCUAUCAAAACGACAUAUAUAUAAACGGGGGCGGAUCCAUGCAAAAGUGUCUCUUGUGGUACGACAGCAGCAAGAAUAAGUGGCUCCAGAACGAGUGCAUGGGGUACGGACGACGCCGCCAUGCGAUAGUCGCUGUCACCGGGGCGCUUUAUGCGAUCGGUGGCUAUGACAACAAGCUUGACGACGGACAUCGUAUGUUGUCAAGCAUUGAACGCUACAUCAUUGAAGAAGACCAAUGGGAGAUGGCGGGCGACCUGCCUAUUGCCGUCAGUUCCUUCUCGGCUGCUGUAGUGGGCGAGUCUAUUUACAUCUUCGGGGGCGAAAAGAAUGACAGAAAAGACACAGCAUUUAUUCAGUGUUACGAGACGCGCACAAGACAAGCGACGAAAGUGGAUGCCAAAAUACCGAUGGCGUGUAAACUGACUAAAUCCAUCACGUGUGAUAAGCGCAUUUUCCUGAUUUUCUUCGACGGUCGGGUCGUUGAGUAUGUAAAAGACAGGAAAGAUACGGCUAAGAAGCCGUUCUGUCGAACUGUGGGCCGACUGACAGCGUUUCAACGGAUUCACUUCGGCGUGAUACAGCACCGGGGAAACGUCAUAGUCUUGGGCGGGGAGAUCGACAACGCAACACUAUGUAGCGAUCUGAUCAUGUUCGACCCUUCCACGACAGGAUGUACGAAACUGAGGGACACCCUGCCCAAACCGAGGCUGAUCGACGGCUGCGUGAAGGUCGCUAUUCAGAAGAAGUAUUUACAGACGCUUAAGGAGGAUUCCCCGAAAUCGACUCGCAGAUAACGCACGUUCCCCUCUGCAACGUUUGCAGUUAAUGUCGGUGCGCGUUAUAUAAGUCGCAUUUUCUAGUACUUGAAAUUGUUCAGCUAAUAAACCAAAAAAAAAAAACAAACCCAACAUAUUAUUUAUCGAAAUCAGGUCUGUUGGUAUUCAUUAAACAUGCAUAUUUUUGUACCACACGACCAGUUAUAUUUUUUCAACUUCAGUCAAAUAGAAUCAUGUUAUCGAAGUUGUACUUGAAAAUGACUUGAAAAUGUAUUAAACUGUUACAGAUCUUCCAAAGUUGUAUAUGUACGUCUGUUGUCUUCAGACAGUUGUUUUUUAAGUUAGUUCAACUUUAAAGGCUGUGAACAUACAAAACAUCUUUGGGUUUAUAUAUAUAGAUAUACAUUGUACAUCUGUAUUUUAUUUAUUUUUAUUUAUUAGAUUUUGCCUAGACAAGCGAUUGUUGGUAUGUUUAAUCAGAGAUGUGUGUAGACUCGGCUAAACAAACACUCUGCCAAGUCUGUAGUGUUAUUAUAUGCCUCUGUAUUUUAUUUUUUGAUAAAUAAAACAAAAUAUUACAAGUA
Magallana angulata is the source of this 2620-nucleotide messenger RNA. RefSeq names its product kelch-like protein 24. Lineage: Eukaryota; Metazoa; Mollusca; Bivalvia; Ostreida; Ostreidae. Bases 264 to 2054 code for a protein of 596 amino acids. The transcript is spliced from 2 exons. The record is from RefSeq and is a predicted model, not a curated record. Gene Ontology annotation, molecular function: protein binding.